AUGCACCCGACUACACUCAUCUUAAGCUCAUCCCUUUUAAUAAUCUUCGCACUUCUAAUUUAUCCUCUUAUCACCACCCUCACCCCGACCCUUCAGCACGAAAACUGAGCCCUUACUCACGUAAAAACCGCUAUCAAGAUGGCCUUCCUAGUAAGCCUACUCCCCCUUUUUAUCUUCCUAGACCAAGGAACCGAAACUAUCGUCACUAACUGACAAUGAAUAAACACCACAACCUUUGACAUCAAUCUCAGCUUUAAAUUUGACCACUACUCCAUUAUUUUUACCCCAAUUGCCCUGUACGUAACAUGAUCUAUUCUAGAAUUCGCAUCCUGAUAUAUACAUGCCGACCCCAACAUAAACCGGUUCUUUAAAUACCUCCUCCUAUUCCUGAUUGCCAUAGUUAUUUUAGUAACCGCCAACAAUAUAUUCCAACUAUUUAUCGGCUGAGAAGGAGUAGGGAUUAUAUCAUUCCUUCUCAUCGGAUGAUGACACGGCCGGGCUGACGCUAACACAGCUGCUAUACAAGCCGUAAUCUAUAACCGAGUAGGAGACAUUGGACUUAUCCUAAGUAUAGCCUGGUUCGCAACAAACCUAAACUCCUGAGAAAUUCAACAAAUAUUUGCUUCUUCAAAAGAACUAGACCUCACACUCCCUCUUAUGGGCCUCAUUCUAGCCGCCACCGGCAAAUCAGCGCAAUUUGGACUUCACCCGUGACUUCCUUCCGCGAUAGAAGGUCCUACGCCGGUAUCUGCCCUACUACACUCCAGCACCAUAGUAGUGGCGGGCAUCUUCCUGUUAAUUCGACUCCACCCUCUAAUAGAAAAUAACCAAACAGCCCUAACCACUUGCUUAUGUUUAGGAGCCCUAACCACCCUCUUCACCGCUACCUGCGCCCUAACACAAAAUGACAUCAAAAAAAUUGUUGCAUUCUCUACAUCCAGCCAACUAGGACUUAUAAUAGUUACCAUCGGACUUAAUCAACCACAACUAGCUUUUCUUCACAUCUGCACUCACGCAUUCUUUAAAGCUAUACUUUUCCUAUGCUCAGGCUCAAUUAUCCACAGUUUAAAUGACGAACAAGAUAUCCGAAAAAUAGGAGGUAUACACAACCUCACUCCAUUUACUUCCUCUUGUCUCACAAUCGGGAGCCUAGCACUUACCGGCACCCCAUUUUUAGCAGGGUUCUUCUCCAAAGAUGCUAUUAUUGAAGCUUUAAACACCUCCCACCUCAACGCCUGAGCCCUUACUCUUACCUUACUAGCCACCUCAUUCACUGCCAUUUAUAGCCUCCGAGUUAUCUUUUUCGUCUCUAUAGGACACCCCCGCUUUACACCCAUAACCCCUAUUAAUGAAAACAAUUCAUCCGUAAUUAACCCAAUUAAACGACUAGCCUGAGGAAGUAUCGUUGCAGGACUUCUGAUUACCUCGAACUUCCUCCCCUCUAAUACACCCGUAAUAACUAUGCCCACCCACUUGAAAUUAGCCGCCCUACUAGUUACCAUCCUGGGGCUUAUCAUUGCAUUAGAACUUGCAUCACUAACUAGCAAACAAUUUAAAACCACACCCAACCUCAUUACACACAACUUCUCCAACAUAUUAGGGUUCUUCCCCGCCAUCAUUCACCGACUGGCCCCAAAACUAAACUUAACUUUAGGACAAGCCAUUGCUAGCCAAAUGGUAGAUCAGACAUGAUUUGAAAAAGUAGGUCCAAAAGGAGUUAUUUCUACUCACUUGCCCAUAGUCACUACAACAAGUAAUAUUCAACAAGGCAUAAUUAAAACAUACCUCACCCUAUUUUUCCUUUCAACAACCCUAGCUGUCCUACUAACAUUGACCUAA
Molecule: messenger RNA, 1839 nt
Organism: Oncorhynchus masou masou (cherry salmon)
Lineage: Eukaryota; Metazoa; Chordata; Actinopteri; Salmoniformes; Salmonidae
Source: the annotation of a RefSeq genome assembly